AUGAACAGCACCCCGGCGAUGGCGCCUCUGUCUCCAGGGCUGAGGAGGUUCUCCCCCUCGCUUGCUAAGGCCUCCUUUCAUCAGGAGAAACACGGCUCGAGUGCCAUGAGUUCUCCCAGCCCGUCCAUUAUGAGCUCUCCAAAACUCUGGCAGAAAGCAUCCAUCUCCAGGCUGGCAGAGGAGUUUUUCUGGAUCGGUGGCAGUGUGGUCGCACAGCCAAAAUGGAGGCUGGGUCAGAUAGUGGAGAGGUGCAUGUGCACCAUGCAGGCCGGCACUCAGAUGAGCAAGCUGAAGGGGAAGAAGAAAGGACUGGUCCGAUUCUUUUACCUGGACGAGCACAAGUCCUGCAUCCGGUGGCGACCCUCCAGGAAGCACGACAAGGCCAAAAUAACUAUUGAUUCCAUCCAUGAAGUCUGCGAGGGCAAAAAGUCUGAGAUGUUCAGGCGGUAUGCAGACAACCGCUUCGACCCAAACUGCUGCUUCAGUAUUUACUACGGGGAGCGGGUGAAGUCCCUAGACCUGGUCUCCACCAACGCAGAGGAGACCCGCACCUGGAUCACUGGGCUGAAAUACCUCAUGGCUGGUAUCAGUGAUGAAGAUAGUUUGGCGCGGAGGCAGCGCACCCGUGAUCAGUGGUUACAGCAGACUUUCUCCGAGGCAGACAAAAACGGAGACGGCACCUUAAGCAUUGGAGAGGUUCACCAGCUGCUCCACAAACUCAAUGUGAAUUUACCCAAGCAGAAAGUCAGGCAGAUGUUUCAAGAUGCAGACACAGAUGAGAACCAGGGCUCUCUGGGCUUUGAAGAAUUCUGCACGUUCUACAAGAUGAUUUCCACUCGCAGAGACCUCUAUCUGAUAAUGAUCUCCUACAGCAACCAGAAGGAAGUCAUGGAUCUUCACGACCUUGCACGCUUUCUGGAAAAUGAACAGAAGAUGCGAGGUCUCGCCAAAGAAUAUCUAGCUGACAUAGUGGCCAAGUUUGAGCCAUGUCCUUUGAACCUGCAGCGUAUGGUUCUGGGUAUUGAUGGGUUCACCAACUUCAUGAGGAGUCCCGCAGGUGACAUCUUCAACCCCGAGCACAACCAGGUGAGCCAGGACAUGACGCAGCCUCUGAAUAAUUACUUCAUCGCCACGUCGCACAACACCUACCUGACAGGAGACCAGCUGCUCUCUCAGUCUAGAGUGGAAAUGUACGCCUACGUUCUGCAGGCAGGCUGUCGCUGUGUGGAGGUGGACUGCUGGGACGGGCCUGACGGCGAGCCCAUUAUUCAUCACGGCUACACCUUGACAUCCAAAAUCCUCUUCAAAGACGUUGUUGAAACAAUUAACAAAUAUGCCUUCACAAAAUCACAGUACCCAGUGAUCUUGUCCAUAGAGAACCACUGCACUGUGCCUCAGCAGAAGAAGAUGGCCGAGUAUUUGAAAGAGGUGCUCCAGGACAAACUGAAUCUGUCCGGCAUCAACACACAGGAGUGCAAGAAGCUGCCCUCACCCGAGAUGCUGAAGGGGAAGGUUUUAGUCAAGGGGAAAAAGCUGCCAGCAAACCUUGAUCCUGAAGCAGAGGAGGGCGAUGUGUCUGAUGAAGACACUGGUGAUGAAGAAGAUGAGGAAGACGAUGACGAUGAUGAUGAUGAUACCGCACAGGAUGGGAAUGGCCUAACUUCUGCCAAUCCAACCAAAAAGAAGAGGCGCUUCGGCAGAUCUAUCAUAAGGAGCUUCAAACGAAAGAGGAAAAAGAGAAUCAGAGUGAAAAAUAAGGCGGCAUCUGACGGAGAGUCGGACGUCAGCAGCAGCAGAGAAAGGACUCAAAUUGUUUACCAUCCUAAGAAGAGGAAAACAAUGCGGUUAUCCCGCGCUCUAUCAGACCUGGUCAAGUACACAAAAUCUGUCCGAGUGCACGAUAUAGAAACACAAGCAUUAACGAACAGCUGGCAGGUGUCCUCCCUCAACGAGACUGUCAUGAACCAGAUCUUACAGCUGAAGCCGGCUGACUUGGUCCGUUUCAACCAGCGCCAACUUCUGAGAGUCUACCCAUCGAACUACAGAGUGGACUCCAGCAACUUCAACCCACAGCCUUACUGGAACACAGGAUGUCAUAUGGUUGCUCUGAAUUAUCAAACUGAGGGUCGUAUGCUUGAACUGAACCGAGCCAAGUUCUCAGCCAACGGAAACUGUGGAUAUGUUCUGAAGCCCAAGUACAUGCGUAAAGCUGCCUUUAAUCCGACGCUGGACGAUCCUCUACCAGGACACAGAAAGACUCAGUUAGUGCUGAAGAUCAUCAGUGGACAGCAGCUCCCCAAACCAAAAGACUCCAUGUUUGGGGACAGAGGCGAGAUUAUCGAUCCCUUUGUUAAGGUCGAGAUAAUCGGUCUACCCAUUGACUGCUCCGAGCAGCAGACCAGAGUGGUGGACGAUAAUGGUUUCAACCCAAUGUGGGAGGAGACGCUUGUCUUCAAUAUUCAAAUGCCGCAGAUCGCACUGGUGCGUUUCGAAGUGUGGGAUCACGAUCCUAUUGGACGAGAUUUCAUUGGACAGAGGACUGUCGCUUUCACCAGUAUGAUGCCAGGUUAUCGGCAUGUCUACCUGGAGGGGAUGGCGGCGUCGUCCAUCUUUGUUCAUGUUGCUAUCAAUGACAUCACAGGAAAGAUUAAACCUGCAAAUGCAGUGCAUGCAGCCAGAAUACACAUCCAAAAAGCUGCCAAGAAGCAUAUAAAGGGUCAACAAAGGCAGCCUUCUUUAGACUUCUCUGUCAUGUCCUCAGAGGACGGACGUUCUCUGUACUUCCGCAAGGAUCUGGAUGCCAUUUCUCAGGACAGCAAGAAUGGGGAAAUGUAUCCUCUGGUACAAGGGCCUGCAGCCAAGGCUGCCUGCCACAAAGGGGCCAUGAGUGAGCCAGUGAGGCGAGCUCACAGAGUUAAAAUUCAUGAACCACCAGAGAUGAAGAGAGGGUUCUUCAGCCGGAUGUCCUCCACUGACUCCAACCACACGGGGCCUGCUCCCUAUGUGACAGCAGAUAGCUUUGACCUUGAGACACCCCCCCAGGCUUCUUGUCUCGAUGGUCCUGACAGCCAAAAUCCAAUUGAAGAAGAGGUGGAGAGUGAACCACCAGAGUCACCAGAGUCAAAGUGUGCGGAGCAGGAGACAGUUCAGACACUUGAACCAGAGCAGCCUGAACAAUCAGAGGAAUUAAAGAAAGAACCACAGCUGGGCAAGGAUGUUACUAUUGAGGAAUUACCAAAAGAAUCAGACAAGGCUGUUACCGCUGAACCUGAGCAGCCACCGGAAACUCAGACAGAUCCCCUUCCUCAGCCUCAGCCUGUGCCACAUCCUGUGAUCCAGCAUGAAGCCAAAUCCUCCCCACUUAUCCCUCCAUCAUCCCCUCCUAGGGUGAGACGGACCUUGCAGGCUCCAGCCAGCCCCCGACCAUCCACACCGAUGCGAACAAAGGCCCGCUCACGCAGCUGCCCUCGAAAGCAGACUACCUCUCCCGAGACCCCCAUGGUGAACCGCAAGCCUGUUUUCCGUCGACAGACACAGAACUACGGCAGCUACAGAGGACAGGUGAGGCCCAUACCCAACGGCCUCUGCCUGUCUGACAGCACCUCCAGCAGCAGCGUUAGCAGCACUGACAGCCUGGAGUUUGUGCCCUCCUGCGUAGCAGGCGGGGAAGAGCAACAUGAGGGAACCCUGCAGAGGGAGAUGAAGGCACUUUUUGACCAGAAGAUUAGAGAGAUACGAUGUAAAUCGCCACUUUUUCUAAACGACCACAGCUCAGAUUUUUGACUCCAGAGACAACAGCAUGCAUCAGAAGAGGAAGAAAAAUAGAACCGCAGAAGAUGAACAGGAGGACAUCACACAGAAUUACAUAAUUAGACAGUUUAUUAUUGUUUAUUA
This is a messenger RNA of Acanthopagrus latus (yellowfin seabream), 3894 nucleotides long. RefSeq names its product phospholipase C, eta 2b (gene plch2b). Gene Ontology annotation, biological process: phosphatidylinositol-mediated signaling; lipid metabolic process. The transcript has 22 exons. Gene Ontology annotation, molecular function: calcium ion binding; phosphatidylinositol-4,5-bisphosphate phospholipase C activity. Bases 1 to 3783 code for a protein of 1260 amino acids. Lineage: Eukaryota; Metazoa; Chordata; Actinopteri; Spariformes; Sparidae. The record is from RefSeq and is a predicted model, not a curated record.